Molecule: messenger RNA, 1134 nt
Organism: Microdochium trichocladiopsis
Lineage: Eukaryota; Fungi; Ascomycota; Sordariomycetes; Xylariales; Microdochiaceae
Exons: 3
Coding region: 1-1134 (377 amino acids)
Source: RefSeq, a predicted model, not a curated record
AUGGAGCACAACGAAAGCAACCUCGGCCCGCUCCUCCUCGGCAUCAACAUCACUGCUGCCAUACUCGCCGGCAUCACCUGUCUUUUGCGAUGCUAUGUUCGACUUUUCAUGCUCAAGGCAUUUGGGUUGGAUGAUUGGUUGAUGGUUAUAUCGACGAUAAUCUUCAUUACAUACAGCGUCUGCUCCAACACAGGCGUGCACUAUGGCACGGGCCAACACAGAUCCGAUCUCUCAGAAGAGAACUAUAUGACGGCAAUGAAGUGGUGGUUUAUGUGUUACCCCACGUACGGCGGCACUAUGUUCUUCGCCAAGCUCUCCAUCGGCUGGUUCCUGCUCAGGGUCACCAUCAGCCGCAUUCACCGGUGGAUCAUCUACACAGCCGCUAUCGUCACCUGCGCGAGCUGCCUCUGCUACUUCUUCGUCGCUCACUUCCAGUGCAACCCCAUCAGCUACUACUGGGACAAACAUAGCCAGACAGGCACGUGCAUUGAUGUCCACAUUGUCAUUUGGCUGGUGUACCUGUACAGCGGGUUCGCCGUGAUCAGCGACUUCACGUUCGCCCUGCUGCCGGCCUGGGUGGUGAGCCAUCUGAACAUGAAGAAGAACAUGAAGAUUGCGGUCAUCAUCCUUAUGGGGAUGGGCUGCGUCGCAAGCGCAGCAGUGGUCAUCCGCUGGCCGUACAUGCAGCGCCUCGGCUCGAACGACUUCCUCUGGGACUCGAUCCCGAUCGCCAUUUGGUCGACGGUCGAGCAGUGUCUCGCCAUCACGGCGGGGUGGCUUGCCACGCUGCAGCCUCUCGUCAAGAUGAUUCGCAGCAAGCUGGGCAUGACUACCACCCACCCCACCCUUGGCAACUCGGAGAGUUACAACAUGAACGGUGCGAUUUCGGUUAAAAAGUCGUUCACCAGGUGGACGGAGCCAUCCUCGCUGAACGGACAAGAGCGUGACCUAUCAGGCCGGUCGGGGGGACUGAAAUUUCAGCCGGGGUUUGCAGCAUACUCGGCUACGUGUUAUAAUACAAGCCAGGAGGAGCUCAGGCCGGAUAGGCCUGGCACGGCUCGGUUAGGUUCGGGCAAUAGUAAGGAGAGCAAGGGUGGUGUAGAGUUGGGAAUCAAGACUAGUAAUGCAAGGUAG